AUGGCAGACAUUGCUUCAACCUUGCGCUCAAUCUCGAAGGAAUCCUUCGCCUCCGAGCCUGAUCGUCAACAGGCCGUUACGGAAGCGCGAGCCCUAAUUGCCCGCCUCGAGUCGCCGUGGGAGACAGCUUUUCGCCAGUCAUGGAUCGAGCCAUCACGUAUGGCUUGUUUGGAAAUUGGAAAUAAAAUUGGUCUAUGGACUAAAUGGGUUGCUGAUGGCAGUGCACCAAAGACUUUGGAAGAAAUUUCCAAGCUUGUCACUUGUGACAGUCAGCUGCUCUCCCGAGUUAUCUGGCAGCUAGCUGGCACGAAUCUACUCAAGGUUGUCAAACCUGGAGUUUUUGGCCUCACUCCGUUCACCGCAGCCCUAGGAGACGGCCCGCAAAUUGCAAGCACCGUCGCCUUGUAUUUUGAAGUCCAAGGCCCUGCUUUACAUACACUUCCGAGCUACGUGGAGGAUCUUGGCUUCAAGAACCCGACCGAUCAAGUCAAUGGCUCUUUUGCCAAAUGGGCUAAAGCUCCUCUCUGGGAGUGGCUGAAGGAGCAUCCUGAUGCCGAAAAAGUCAUUGGCACUGUCAUGCAGACUUAUGCCGGAAACAGGCCGACUCUUUCUCAAGUUUACCCUACGGAUAAGUUGCUCAGUGGCACUAGUGAUGUUGUUCUUGUUGAUGUCGGUGGUAGUUUGGGUCAUGAUUUGCUCGCUUUCUCGAAGAUCUCCGAUUUCAAGCCUCAAUCCCUCGUGCUCCAGGAUCGAGCUCCUGUGCUUGAAAACGCAGGAGAGCUAAUCCCAGCCAUCAAGAAGAUGGAGUAUGACUUUUUCACGCCUCAGCCUGUCGAAGGUGCCGCCGCUUAUUACUUACAUUUCAUCCUUCAUGAUUGGCCUGACGCAGAUUGCAAGAAGAUUCUCAGUAAUCAAAAAUCAGGGAUGAAGAAAGGCUAUAGCAAGCUGCUGCUUCAUGAAGUGGUCCUUGAUGCGGAUCAGCCCAAGGAGACUGGUACCUCUUCUGACAUAGCGAUGAUGGCCAUGGUCUCUGGUAUGGAAAGAACCGAAGCGCAGUGGGCUGCCUUGCUGGAAGAGUCGGGCUUCAAGAUUGUCCAAAUUUAUCACCAUGGUCUUGGAGCCGACUCAUUAACCACUUGGGGUGUUUGA
Molecule: messenger RNA, 1149 nt
Organism: Talaromyces marneffei
Lineage: Eukaryota; Fungi; Ascomycota; Eurotiomycetes; Eurotiales; Trichocomaceae
Exons: 6
Coding region: 1-1149 (382 amino acids)
Molecular function (GO): O-methyltransferase activity
Source: RefSeq, a predicted model, not a curated record